This is a messenger RNA of Cucumis sativus (cucumber), 657 nucleotides long. RefSeq lists its product as uncharacterized. NCBI's taxonomy places the organism in Eukaryota, Viridiplantae, Streptophyta, Magnoliopsida, Cucurbitales, Cucurbitaceae. The transcript has a single exon. Bases 1 to 657 code for a protein of 218 amino acids. The record is from RefSeq and is a predicted model, not a curated record.
AUGGAGGAGUUUGACAUGGCUAUUAAAGAGGCGAACCUUAUUGAACCCGCGGUCCAGCGGAACUGGUUUACUUGGACUAGUAAGAUACAUGGGUCGGGUUUGAUGAAGAGACUUGAUCGUAUCCUAGUGAAUGAUGAGGGGCUUAGUACAUGGCCUAACAUGAGGGUUAACGUCCUCCCGUGGGGUAUUUCUGAUCAUUCUCUCAUACUUGUCGAUCCUAGUAAUCAGCGAAGCCAACAAGUGGUCUCUUUUCGUUUCUUUAACCAUUGGGUUGAAGAAGCGUCCUUUAUGGAUGUUGUGUCCUCUACUUGGACCAAAGAUACUAGAGUUUCUCCAAUUGUGAAUAUUGUGAGGAACUUAAGAAAUCUCAAGUCGAUUCUUCGCAGACAUUUUGGUAGGCAUAUCCGGACCAUCAGUGAGGAUGUUCGUCUUGCCAAUGAUACCAUGGACCGAGCUCAAAGAGAGAUGGAAACGAACUCUCUGUCGGAGGAGGCGAGUAAUCACGCGAGCUUAGCCACGGUAAACUUUUGGAAAGCGGUUAGAGUGGAGGAAGCCGCUAUGCGCCAGAAGUCGCAAAUCAGAUGGUUGAAGCUAGAUGACCAGAAUACUGCCUUUUUCAUCGAUCUGUUCGAUCAAGGCAGAGCAGCAAUGCUUUGA